AUGGCCGGCUCGAGUGGAGCUCCACCAUUCCUCGUCCUCCGCCGCGUUGCUCUUUGCUCAUUGAAGCCCACAGCAAACCGUAGGUCGGUGUCCGAGACGGAAUCGAGGGUUUCGGCAGAAGUGGAAGAUGCCACGCAUCAUGGAAAGAAGCGGCGCAAGUUCAAGACUCGGACACGAUAUCUGUUCACGACAACACUCGAAAGUCUUGACUGUUCCUCCAUCUUCAUCCUCUUGCUUGCACUCAAACCCAAGCUAUCCAACAUGAGUACUCAGCUACUUCGAGGCUCCAACAAGGACGACAUCUUCGAGGACGAGGCAAAAUCGACCGGACAGGCCCUUCCUCCCCAGGUGUAUGGAUUUGAAGAUGUCGUCGAUCAAAUCGAGGAGGCGCUAGUCGACAAGCGAGUGUCGCACAAUCAAGCGUACCGCUUCAAGGUCAUCGAGACGAUCUUCAACUUCUUCGAAACCAAGCGCAGUCAGCUGCUCGAAGCUGCAUCGAAGGAUUUCUACGGCAAGGCUGCACGUGCCGAGCUGGAGCUUGACUACGCCUUGACUUUGUCUCAGAUCGCGGCUGCUCUGCAGACUCAAUGUAAGCCAAACGCUCCCGGCGGCGCUCUGCCUGACCGCUUCUUCAGCAAGUUGUCCACCGAAGUCAAAGGAGGCAGCCACGCGGCACAAGUCAAUGUCGCCAGGCCAGUCGGUGCGGUGCUCAUCGCAGCGCAGCCAAAACGUCCGUUCGACGACCUCUUCGCGCCGCUCGUGUCAGCUAUCGCCGCGGGAAACGUGGUUUGCGUUGUGCUUUCGCCUACGCUGCCCGCCGUCAACAGGUUGAUUUUGGAGCAGUUGACCACCGAGCUGCCCAAGUCAGCCGUGUUUUUCGUCAAUCCGGUCGAUAUGGCAGAAGCCCAACAGGGUAUUGCCGACCUGCGAAACCUGAACACGGAAGUCUUUGGAAUCCAGAUCCCAGGAUCAUCGCAUGUAGCGACCCGCGUCACGGUUCCAGGCUCGGCAUACAUUUCUGCCUCGCUCGUGAACGCUACGAGCAGCUCAAUCCCUUCGGUACUCGGCGGAUCGCCCUCAAAGGCGAUCGCUGCCAGGCUCAGGGACGUUGCAGCUGAGGUGGUGGAGGGUGCAGCCAUGUGUCUUGGAAGAGGCGUGGGAGCUCCCAAGUAUCUGUUCGUUCACGAGGAGGCAUACGCAGCAUUCCGCGACGCUCUGAUCUUGGCCAUCGCAACCUCUUCUGCCAAUCUAGCGCCUCGUGAUGAUGGGUCGCAGCUGGAAGAGACAAUCCUGAGCGAGCAGACGACGGGUAGCAAAGUAGGCGUUUCAGGUGGAGCGUCUCGCAUUCAGAAGCCGUUCCCGUCCGAGAAGCGGCCUGGCUCGGUAGCUCUCGUAGAGGUCGACAUCGAAGCCAGCCGCGCUGCCAAGCUCAGCGCCGUGAUCAGCGACCGCAAGGCUGUGGCACAGAUCAAGGAGUUGGCAGCGCUGGUGCUCGUGGGUGUCAGCAGCACCGAACACGCAUUCGGGCUAGUAGAAGAACUAGGUCUGCAAAAGGGACACAUGGUGAUCUACUCGCACGAUUCUGCCGAGGUUCAGCAUGUCCUUCGAGAGCUUGAACCAGCUACGCUGUCGGUCAACCACGUUGCUCCCGAAAACCUCUUCUCGAGCUACGCGCCGAAGCCUGCGGCCUGCAGCGCGGUUCUGCACUACCAUGGUCAUGCGCUCUCGCGACGCGCCAACUUGAUGGAAGAGUCGUCCGGACUUCGAUGGCCGCUCGCACUGUUCCAGACCAGCAGCACAGCCUACCUCGCUGGGGUUCGGAGCACAUCGUUGGGAUUGUCGGGAAUCGCCGCUUCAUCGGCUGCUUCUCGAUCGGCGUUGUCGAGCGCCUCGACGCAACAACGACAGCUCGCCGUCAAGAAGGCGCUCGCCAGUCACAUCGCCAAGACAAAACGACUUGCCAGCCGUUCACGUCCUGCGGUCGCUGUCCCCGUGCUACGUGUGUUCUUCCUGCAAGGACUGUUCCUGUUCUGGGGCAGCGCUUUGAGCUGCACCCUAGCUGGUCUCGGCUUUGGCGCUUUCAAGCUUUCGCAUUGGGCCUGGAUGCGAUACAUCAGCGCGUCUGCAUGA
This is a messenger RNA of Pseudozyma hubeiensis SY62, 2130 nucleotides long. RefSeq names its product aldehyde dehydrogenase. Lineage: Eukaryota; Fungi; Basidiomycota; Ustilaginomycetes; Ustilaginales; Ustilaginaceae. The record is from RefSeq and is a predicted model, not a curated record. The transcript has 2 exons. The coding region runs from base 1 to 2130 and encodes 709 amino acids. Gene Ontology annotation, molecular function: oxidoreductase activity, acting on the aldehyde or oxo group of donors, NAD or NADP as acceptor.